Acanthocheilonema viteae is the source of this 1257-nucleotide messenger RNA. The record is from the annotation of a GenBank genome assembly. NCBI's taxonomy places the organism in Eukaryota, Metazoa, Nematoda, Chromadorea, Rhabditida, Onchocercidae.
AUGUUUGGUGAUAUUAAAGAUGAGUUACAUGGUCAAGAGGAGAAUAUGGCAGAAGCAACUGCUACAGCAAAUACUCUUGCUGAUAUUUCUACUCUGAUAACACAACAGAGUAAGAAUUACAAUGAUGGUAGUAGACUUGGAAUGACAGAAUCCAAUGAAAAAAGACCAAGACGUGGUCGUGUAGCAGAACAUCCAUGCUGGGAAUUGGUGCAACGAGUUGAUGAACAUAACUGUAUGAUUUGUAAAAUAUGCUCCAAAGUGGUAAAAUGUUUGAAUACCCGAAAUGCAAUGCAACAUUUUAGCAGCUGUCAUCCGCAGAUUGCUGUUGAGCUUGAUCAAUCGUGGCAGAUGAAAUUGCAACUCAAAGCUGAUUUCAAUCGUAUAUCCUCAGAAACCUCGUUAUUCCAUAGAAGUAUGUGGAAAAGGCGUGGUCGUGCGGCAGAACAUCCUAGCUGGCGUUAUUUCUGUCGAAUUAAUCGAAAAAGUUCGAAUUGUAAAUUAUGUGGUGUGCAUGUGGCGUAUGCGUGCUCUGGCAAUUUAAUGAAACAUUUAAAGUCCAGACAUCUUGCAGAAUUUGCCAUAACUCAACGAGAGUGGGAAGAAAUUCUUAAGAGAAAGAAACAACUUUGCGAGUUGCGACUAAAGGUGAGUUCAAAUGUAUCUGGAUCUGAAGAACAAUCACCAUCAAACUUCUUAUCGUACGAUUAUGAAGAUGAACAAGACGAUGGCUUAGGAAAUGUGGAACUCUUCGAACAGAGCAACGGGAAUGAGAAUGACGGUUCAGCACCUAAUGAGGCUGAUUCGAAGUUGGAUGAUUUUGAUGGUCAAACAACUUUGCAACAUGAUGCAGCAAUUGAACCUUCUAUUGCAGAUGGCGCAAAAAUUACGGACGUCAGUGAAACUGCGAACAGAAUUUUGCAGUCCAUUGGAUUUUCAUCUCAUCCACCUAAAUCACCCUCACCUGAAUUGCAACAGCAGGGAUCAUGGCUUUCACAGACCUCUUUGGAUACAAAAAAUGAUGCAUUUAAAAGACGCAUCAGCUUUUUCGGUGAUCUGUAUAACUUUGUUGAUUUCAUUUUUAAUGAUUUAUUUGUUUUUGGAUUUGAAAUAAUAAACGGAUUAGCAGAAGAUUUGGUAUCAUUCCCAAUGGAGAAAUCAUUAUUGUGUAUGCGUCAGAUUCGAAAAUACAUGGAUGAAAAAUUGAUUGGAUUGGAAGGAAGCAUACAGAAUUCAGAAGUAGACACCAAUGUUACUUAA